AUGAAAAUUAAAGUUAUCUCAAGAUCAGAAGAAGAGGAAACUAAAGAAAAAGCAUCAGAUGUUAGAAAAUUACAUAGAAAUUUAGAUCCAAAUUUACAUCCAUUCGAAAGACCUAGAGAGUAUGUUAGAGCACUUAAUGCAACUAAAUUAGAUAGAGUUUUUGCAAAACCAUUUGUUGCAAGUUUAUCAGGUCACAGUGAUGGUAUUUUUACAAUGACAAGACAUCCAAAUCAAUUAAAUUGUGUAGCAUCAGGCAGUUGUGAUGGUGUUAUUAAACUUUGGAAUCUUACAUCAUUUACAGAGAGAACCACAAUUCAAUCACACGAGGGUUUUGUACGUGGUAUCACAUUUACACCAGAUGGCAAAUAUGUUAUCAGUUGUGGUGAAGAUAAAACAGUUAAGAUGUGGAAAUUGGAUAUGCCAGAGUUUACAUUCAACGAGGAUAUAGUGUCAUCAUUCAAUGGUAAAAAUGCAUUUACAUCAAUCGAUCAUCAACGUAAUAGUAGUACAUUUGCAACAUCAGGUGUCAAUGUAGAGAUUUGGAAGCAUCAAAGAUCAACACCAUUCCAAACAUUGUCCUGGGGUUAUGGUACCAUUACAAAAGUUAAAUUCAAUCCAAUCGAAACCGAUUUAUUAGCAAGUUGUACAACUGACCGUGAUGUCAUUCUUUAUGAUAUUCGUCAAAAUUCACCAGCUCAAAAAUUAACAACCACAAUGAGAAAUAAUGCAUUAGCAUGGAAUCCAACAGAAUCAUUCACUUUAGCUAUAGGUAACGAAGAUGAAAAUGUUUAUCAAUACGAUAUUAGAAAAUUAGAUAAGGCAAUGACAGUUCAUAGAGAUCAUGUUGGUGCUGUUUUAGAUGUCGAUUAUUCACCAACUGGUCGUGAAAUCGUAUCGGGUGGUCUCGAUAAGACUAUUCGUAUUUUCCCAGUAGACUCAUUCAAGAGUCGUGAAGUUUACUUUACAAAUAGAAUGCAAAGAAUUUUUUCAGUACUUUACACCGCAGACAGUAGAUUCAUUUUAUCUGGUAGUGACGAUAUGAAUAUAAGAGUAUGGAAAGCCCAAAGCUCUGCUCCAAUGGGUAUUCUUUCAAAUAGAGAAAAAGAGAAAUUAGAAUAUCAAGAUAAAAUCAAAGAGAAAUUCAAAGAAAUUCCAGAACUUAAAACUAUUUCAACUCAUCGUAGAGUACCAAAAUUAGUAUAUAAAAAGAGAUUUAUAAAGAACGAAAUCCACAAAUCAAAUAUGAGAAAGAUAAAGAAUGUUGCCGAAAAUUCUGGUCAAGUUGUAAAAGUACCAAAAGUUUUAUCAAAACAUACUGUAAAGGUGGAUAAAUAA
Dictyostelium purpureum is the source of this 1335-nucleotide messenger RNA. RefSeq lists its product as uncharacterized. Bases 1 to 1335 code for a protein of 444 amino acids. Gene Ontology annotation, cellular component: nucleolus; small-subunit processome. Gene Ontology annotation, biological process: maturation of SSU-rRNA from tricistronic rRNA transcript (SSU-rRNA, 5.8S rRNA, LSU-rRNA). The record is from RefSeq and is a predicted model, not a curated record. The transcript is spliced from 2 exons. NCBI's taxonomy places the organism in Eukaryota, Evosea, Eumycetozoa, Dictyosteliales, Dictyosteliaceae. Gene Ontology annotation, molecular function: protein binding.